Ostertagia ostertagi is the source of this 378-nucleotide messenger RNA. NCBI's taxonomy places the organism in Eukaryota, Metazoa, Nematoda, Chromadorea, Rhabditida, Trichostrongylidae. The record is from the annotation of a GenBank genome assembly.
AUGGCUCAAGAGUUGAUUCAACUUCAGCCAGGAAUGCAGGUGGAGAGAUGGACGAUCGAGAAGAAACUGGGUGAAGGUGGUUUCGGUGCCGUAUAUCGGUGUCGAGAUGGCACUGGUCAAUACGCGCUUAAAGUUGAAGGAGUGGCCGAGCAGAUUCAGGUUUUGAAAAUGGAAGUCUACGUGCUGACAGAGUUGACAAAACGUGGCUCACGACAUUUCUGCAGAAUUGAAGACAAGGGAAGAUACGGGAAUUUCAAUUAUGUGGUUAUGACCCUUGUGGGUAAAUCGCUACAAGAUUUAAAUAGGGGAGGACCUGGAGGGCACAUGACGAUCGGAUGUGCGAUUUCAUGCGGAAUCCAAUGCUUGGAAGCUCUUGAA